CGUCAAAGUUAAGAAUGGUUUGAGAAAAUCCUAAAUCAAGAAUGAGCCCUCAACAACAAAUCCAUGGAAAAAGGGAUAAUCAGAUCAAUAACAAUGGGAAUAAACCAAUAUUGUGUCCACCGCCAUUGAAGAUCAAUAAGGAUUCUCAUUUGAUUCGAAAAACUUCCUCUUCUUCAAAUAAUACUACUUCUUCCCCUUCUUCCUCUUCAUCUUCCACCACCUCUCUUGUCAAUGGGGUCGCUGCUGCUGCUGCUGCUGCUGCGAAGCCACUUCAACGACAUCCGGUGAUUAUAUACACACAUUCUCCCAAAGUCAUUCACACGCAUCCUCGAGAUUUCAUGGCGUUGGUUCAAAAGCUAACCGGAAUGUCUCGAUCAGAUGAUCAUGAAGCUUCUACGAAGCUGGCUACAACGAAACCCGUCGUGGAUGAGAAUAAUAAUAACAACAAAGGUUCUAAAGCUGUUGUGAGUGAUGAUAAUGAAUCGUCGUCCGUUGUGACAACGGAUGAAAAUUGUUGCGGCGGCGGCGGUGGAAGCGGUAUGAUGGAAGUUGGUCAGGUUAACUCAUGUUUUGGUCCGGUGAUUUUUGAGCCACCGCCUCCGCCGCCGUCGCCACCUCCGCCACAACUGGCGAAUUCUUACCUAACGAAUAUUCCCAUUUAUACGCCGAAUUCGAUGGAGUUCUUGUGCGCGAAUCAACCAAUUUUUAACUAUGAUGAUUCUUUGCUUUUUGGUGGCAACAGAGUUGUUAAUGAUUUCUGCGAAUAUAGUGAACUUUAGGAUAAAUUUUUUCUUUGAAUUUUAAAUAGUUGAGUUCGGGGAGGGAUUAAUUAUUUCAUUCAAUUUGAUUAAUGUCCCGUAGGGAAGAAAUUAAUUAAUAAUAAUAAUCUGGAAUUGAGUUUCAGUAA
Messenger RNA from Cucumis melo (muskmelon), 907 nucleotides. Its product is annotated as VQ motif-containing protein 20. The record is from RefSeq and is a predicted model, not a curated record. The coding region runs from base 42 to 779 and encodes 245 amino acids. Gene Ontology annotation, cellular component: nucleus. NCBI's taxonomy places the organism in Eukaryota, Viridiplantae, Streptophyta, Magnoliopsida, Cucurbitales, Cucurbitaceae. The transcript has a single exon.